Molecule: messenger RNA, 2061 nt
Organism: Centropristis striata (black sea bass)
Lineage: Eukaryota; Metazoa; Chordata; Actinopteri; Perciformes; Serranidae
Gene: ddx56
Product: DEAD (Asp-Glu-Ala-Asp) box helicase 56
Exons: 14
Coding region: 76-1758 (560 amino acids)
Cellular component (GO): nucleolus
Molecular function (GO): nucleic acid binding; ATP binding; RNA helicase activity
Source: RefSeq, a predicted model, not a curated record
CUUUACAGGAGGUACGUGAAGGCAACAUGACGUAGAAAUCCUGAGACGCACGUGUGGCUGUAGUGAGGCGCAGAGAUGGCUGAAGACAGGCUUCAGUUUCAUGAAAUGGGCUUAGACGACCGUCUUUUAAAGGCGGUUGCAGAUCUGGGUUGGUCCCAGCCGACUCUGAUCCAGGAGAAAGCGAUCCCGUUGGCUCUGGAGGGGAAAGACCUCCUGGCUCGAGCCCGGACUGGAUCCGGGAAGACUGCAGCUUACGCCAUACCGGUUAUCCAACGCAUCCUCGCCUCAAAACAGAGCGUUCGGGAGCAGGACGUGAGAGCUCUGAUCCUGGUUCCAACCAAGGAGCUGGGUCAGCAGGUCCAGACCAUGAUCAGACAGCUGACGGCGUUCUGCUCGAGGGACGUCCGAGUGGCCGACAUCACUGGGAAAGCUGACCUGUCUGCACAGAGACCCAUAUUAAUGGAGAAGCCUGAUGUUGUCGUGGGAACGCCAUCCCGCGUGCUCGCCCACCUGAACGCCCAGAACCUGGUGCUGCACUCGUCCCUGGAGAUGCUGGUGGUGGACGAGGCCGACCUGCUCUUCUCUUUUGGCUUCGAGGCCGACCUCAAGAACCUGCUGUGUCAUUUGCCGAAGAUCUACCAGUCGUUUCUGAUGUCUGCAACUCUCACCGAGGACGUUCAGGCCUUAAAGGAGCUGCUGCUGCACAACCCUGUGGUGCUGAAGCUGCAGGGCUCUCAGCUGCCGGACAGCAGCCAGCUGCAGCAGUACAGCAUCAAAUGUGUGGAGGAGGACAAGUUCCUGCUGGUGUACACGCUGCUGAAGCUGCGUCUGGUCCAGGGGAAGACGCUGCUGUUUGUGGGCGCAGUAGAGCGCUGCUACAGACUCAAACUGUUCCUGGAACAGUUCGGCAUUCCCGCCUGCGUGCUCAACUCGGAGCUGCCCGUCCAGUCCAGGUGUCACAUCAUCACUCAGUUCAACCAGGGCUUCUACGACUACAUCAUUGCCACAGACGAACAGAGUUUGGCCGAUCCCACUGCGGCUCCACAGGCGGCCACCGCAGGAAAAGGGAAGAAGAAGAAGAACACAGAGAGAGGAGCAAAGACGAAGGACAAAGAAUACGGAGUCUCCAGAGGUGUGGACUUCCAAAACGUCGCCAACGUCAUCAACUUUGAUUUCCCCACAACUGUGGAGUCGUACAUUCACCGAGUGGGAAGAACGGCGAGAGCAGACAACCCCGGCACGGCUCUGUCUUUCAUCUCCAACACUGAGCUCGAGCUGCUGUCAGAGGUGGAGGAGGCGCUCACAGGAGAUCAUGCAGAUUCUGUUCUGAAACCAUACCAGUUUAAGAUGGAAGAGAUUGAAGGGUUCAGGUACAGGUGCAGGGAUGCGAUGCGUUCAGUGACAAAGCAGGCGGUGAAGGAGGCUCGACUGAAGGAGAUCAAACAGGAGCUGCUCAACUCGGAGAAACUCAAGACGUAUUUUGAAGACAACCCCAGAGACCUGCAGCUGCUGCGACACGACAAAGACCUGCACCCCGCUGUCAUCAAACCACACCUGAAGAACGUCCCGGAGUACCUCAUUCCUGAGACUCUGAAAGGUGCAGUGAGUCUGCUGUCGAAGCGCAGGAAGAGGAGGGAAAAACCAAAAGCAGCGGGAGUCGUCAAGAGCAGCUUCAAGAAGAACAUCCCGGGGAAGAACCCACUGAAGAGUUUCCGAUACAGCGGAGGGAGGAACAAGAGCAGGAAAGGCAAAGCGUAGCUGCAGCUGCAGCUGCAGGAGUCUCUUUAUUUUAUUACCUGCAGAGACGUCCCAGAGGACGCUUCUGUCUCCAGAGUCACCUGGACGAGACGAAUAUAAACUGAAAGGAUGAAACGAGCUGUUGGGGCUUUAUGAGCCACAGACGACACAGUCUGUGAAAGCUGACUUACGUGAAGUUGGAUUUAGUUAAAUCCAAACAUAACCUAAUGUCCGUACAGGAAUACAGUAUCUGUAUUAUGUCAAUUCUAAUACUUCUGUUAUGAAAACUUUAUGAAAAUAAAAUUAUUUCUUCUCAAACUUUGA